GAGAUAAAACAGAAAUAGUGAAGAGAAAAUAAAUGAAAAAAUAAAAUAUAAAUGAACAAAUAGAAAAGAUUUAAAAAGUGGAGUUCUCCACAUACUUUUAAGCCUGCUGCUAUUACCAGUACCCUUUAAACCUGUUAUUUGUAGAGUUUGUUGGAUUUUGCUCUGGUUUUGUCCAAAUCUGGACACAUGGUGUGCUCGUCCCUGGCCUUCCGGGAGGUUCUCUCAUGCAAGUCGUUACCAGUUGCUGUCCCUGGCUGGCCCUUGGCAUCCUGACUGAAGCUUGGCAGGGCACCUUUCAUCUUCUCAGCCUCUACAGAACAGAAAAUAAAUAGAAACUGGCCAUUGGAGCACCCUUGUUUCUUCUUCUAUUUUUGUAGACUAGCACUGCAGGGUGACUUCCGGUCCCAACUUCCUCAAACAUCUGAGGAAUUCACCUCUUCACUCUGAGGUAAAUGCUUUUUUUGGUGAGAGAGCAUCUCAGAUUACAGCCCCUGGCCUUGUCCUCAUGCUGCUGAAGCUCUUGCUGUUGCUCUGUGGUCAGCCCUGUGAACCAACAGCGCUGCUUUUGACAGUCAGCCCUCCUCGGCCCAUAGAGGGGAACGCAAUGGCCCUGACCUGUAAGACCCAGCUCCCCACACAGAAGUUAGGUGUCCCGCUCCAGUUCUUCUUCUUCAAAGAUGGCUCUGCCCUGGGGCUGAGCUGGAACAACUCCUCGGAGCUCCAGAUCACUGCCCUGAAGAGGAAAGAUUCCGGGUCCUACUGGUGUGAAGCUCAGGCAAAGGGCCUUAAAGUCAUACGGAGCCGGAGAAUCCAGAUAGAUGUGCAGGGGGUCCCUGUCUACAAUGUGAGCUUGGCGACACAGCCCCCAGGGGGCCAUGUGAUGGAGGGCGAGAAGCUGGCUCUUGUCUGCGUGGCCACGGGGGGCACCGGAGACAUCACCUUCCGGUGGUACCGAGGGGCCCUGGGCUUAAACCUGGGAGCCAAGACCCAGCCCUCCCUGACGGCGGCGUUUGAGAUUCCUGCGGUGAGCGAGCAGGACACCGAGGCCUAUUACUGCGCAGCGGACAACGGCUAUGGCCCCAGCCUCAGCGGGCUGGUGAGCAUCGCGGUCAGAAUUCCAGUGUCUCAGCCUGUCCUCACCUCCAGGGCUCCGCGCGCCCCGCCGGUGGUGGGGGAUGCGGUGGAGCUGCACUGCGAGGCCGGGAGCGGCUCUCCUCCCAUCCGGUACCAGUUUUUCCUGGAGGAUGUCCCCCUGGGGAGCAGCUCAGCCCCCUUCGGAGGAGGAGCCUCCCUGAACCUCUCUCUGACCUCGGAACAUUGCGGGAACUACUCGUGUGAGGCCGACAACGGCCGGCGAGCGCCGCGCAGUGAGCCGGUGCCCCUCUGCGUCGCAGUGCCCGCAGCGGACAGAGAAAGCCCUACUCCACCCAUCCUUGAGGGGCUGCUUGGCGGCUUUGGUCUCACCGUUAUGGCCCUAUUCUUUUGCUGUUGGCUCAAGAGAAAAGUAGGAAGACGUCCAGCCAAGGACCCACCCAGGAGCCCUCCCAGCCCCCCACCCCGAGAAUUCACCUACGUGAACGCAACGGCUCCAGUGCAGCAGCAGCCGUUAUAUGAAAACGUGAAUGUUGUCAGUGGAGGUGAGGUUUACUCCCUGGUGUACCAUAUGCAACAGGAGCGGCGAUCAGCGGCAGCACCCUCCCUGAGGACGCAGACGCAGGAUAAGGUGAGUUGGAAUUCCUCCAGGCUCUUUCUCCUGGGGUCUGGUUGUCAUACUUUUAAAAUGAUGGCCACUAAGGAAAAAUGAAAGAUCCCAUUGUCUAUCUUCUCCUUUGUCUCCUCACACAGUGGGGAGAAAAACAUUCAGUCAUAACAACGAAGUGUCACUGCAGAAGGACAUUUGGGAGGCUUGCGUAUACAUGUAUUUUGGCCCUGGACAUAUGGGUGACUUGGGACUAAACUGUAGUAUUUUCCCGGUCUAAAAUUUUUAUUUAAAAAUCUUUACACUGAAAUACUGUUAAGCUGUACACAUAUAACUUUGUGCUGUAAGGUUACCUAAACAACACAUCUACAUGCAUUAAAGGCUAAUAUGCAAAGUGUCCCCUCGGGCGUUCAACUGAGAGACUGGGAGUUCAAUUGCUCACUAUAACAUGUGCUGACCACCAGGGGGCAGCGCGGAACGAGGGGAGGCCCCGGCCGGCAGACAAAAGGCCCCUAUCAGCCCUAAUUGCUGGCCAGGACCCUACCUGUGCAUGUAUUUCAUGCACCGGGCCUCUAGUAGAAAUAUAAAUUCAUAAGCUAAACUGUGAUGUUUAUAAUUAAAGAUAGGUAAUUUCUAAACUUUGAACAAUUCAUAACAUCCUUGAUGAUACAAAAAUGCGCUCAUAAAAAUGCAGAAAUACUGAUUCUUCAUGGAUGCAGGGACAGCAGGUGCAAUUUUGUUAAGUGUGUUGUGACAGUCAAAUGUCUCAGGACAGAAUUCAAGUCCUUGGUAAACCCCUGGGCGGCACGCUACCUUUAGUUUAUGAAUACCAAAUUCUGGCAUUUAAAAAAACCUGACAGCCCCUGGGACUGCCUCGCAAUGGCCCAUAAGAAUGAGAGAAGGCCUCGUAUGUUUGGGUCAGUCUGCAGGUCAUUGGUACACCUUUGCAGCCCACCAGUGAUUGCAGACCCUCUGAAACGGCUGCCGCAGGGCCACAGUCUUCCAGUAACUUCUAAUUCAUGUGCUGCACGGCGCAUCAUGCCUUUAGCUGCUUGGGAAGAGAACCGGUGGGAGGCAUGCUCUCCCUGGGUUCCCUGCCCCGGCCCUACCCCUGUGCCUGUGCUUCUAGGACCCCUCAGCCAUCUACUCUGGAGUGAAAACCGCAAGCAGCUCAGAUGAUGACUACGAGGAUGCUAUUUAAGUUAUGGAAGACCCUGCUCUUUAUAAGGCACCUGUGACCCAGGCCUCAGAACCAGUGCGUUCUUCAGAGAUCUGGGGAACCCGCUGUCCAGUAGCCCCAUCCAGGGGAAUGCCCUCCACGAGACGAUUUCCACCUCCACUGGAAGGCAAAGUUGGCUCAAGCCCCGAACAGACCACCCCAGAGACCAACCCCGCAUGAAUGAAGAAAUGGGAAGGCCUCUGCUACCAGAACCUGAUGCUUGCUGGUUCUUUCAGGCCUGGGUCAAAUUGUGCUCUAACUUUUUUUUCUAAGAGGAAACAGGACAGGAUAAAAGCACUUAGGACUUUGGGGUCGAGGGAAAGCGGGGCUUAGGGUGCACAAAACCCAAGGUUAGUGAUCUUGUGGGACUUCUCCAUACAGAGCUGUGUCUAUCCUGUGGUUCAGGUGCCUUUUCUGCUCAGACGGUACUGACCACUUACAUUAAUCUUCCUGUUUCUCCAUAAAAUAUGUGACUCGUUGCAUUUGAAGUCACUGUUACCAAACCAGAAUUAAAACAAUGUUACAUAAGGCAUCACUGCGGUUAUGCUCCAUGUUAGCAUAUUUUGUAUGUAUGAGCCCAUCUGGAUUUGUAGUGAGAUAUAUUUGUGCUUGUCACCACAUCCAGUGUUCUGCCUUUGCUGCAGCCCCAGAAGCUUUGUGAAUAUAAUUUUUUUAUUCACAAAUGUUGUGAAAACACGUGAUCAUAGGAUUUGGAGUUUGUAUUUUAAUUUUAUAAAUCAAUCAUUUGCUAACGCUUAUAAAUUUAAACAAUAUAAAGCAUAAAAUGUAAAAAAUUAAAGUCUUCCCUGUAAUUUAACACAAGUGGCCCCCAUUGUUAAACAUUAAGCAUUGUUAAAAUCACAGCUCUGCAGAGAUUUUUCUAUUUUUGUACAGGCAUUUAUACAUCAUUGUAAAUAUGUAAAUAUUUAGAAAUAUACCUAUUUAAUAAAAUACCAUGAAAUAUUUUU
Molecule: messenger RNA, 3886 nt
Organism: Myotis myotis
Lineage: Eukaryota; Metazoa; Chordata; Mammalia; Chiroptera; Vespertilionidae
Gene: FCRL1
Product: Fc receptor like 1
Exons: 10
Coding region: 506-1804 (432 amino acids)
Biological process (GO): cell surface receptor signaling pathway
Molecular function (GO): transmembrane signaling receptor activity
Source: RefSeq, a predicted model, not a curated record